AUUGAAUGACAUUUAUUAGUGUCGUGCCCUCACAUUUCUCAUCACCAGCCACCAACAUCUAUCUUCUUGACAUUAAAACCCCCUCACUAACUCACAUUUCCAAUCGCAUAAAACGACCAUUUCCAAAAUCCUCGUACCUCUGUCUGUGGAUCAAGCAAUGCAAGGGAGCGAGAGGAUGAAGAACCGAUGGUUCAUGUGGCUAUUGGGGGCGUUGUGUAUAAUUGGAGCCACGCUCUUCAUCGCUAGUUUCAUGCAAACCUCUGAGAACAGUCUUCUAUGCACAAUAACCAGAGCGCAGCAGCGUUUAACAGGACCUCCCACAUCGAUGCAGCUCAGAGCGAUACUUCACUACGCCACCUCGCAGAUUGUGCCGCAACAGUCUCUUUCGGAGAUCACCAUCACCUUCGACGUCCUCCAGGCCCUUAAUCGGCCCGCCAAAUUCCUCAUCUUUGGGCUGGGCCACGACUCCCUCAUGUGGGCCGGUCUCAACGCGGGAGGCACCACGCUCUUCCUCGAGGAGGACCCUAAGUGGGUCCAGACCGUCCUCAAAGAGGCGCCGGGCCUCCGUGCCCACACCGUCCGCUACCGAACCCAGCUCCGGGAAGCCGACGAGCUCCUCUCGUCUUACCGCUCCGAGCCCGCCUGCUCGCCGGCCACUGCCACGCUCCGCGGCAACGAGCGGUGCAAGCUGGCGCUCCAGAACCUCCCGGACGAGGUGUACUCGACGGAGUGGGAUCUGAUCAUGAUCGACGCGCCGAAGGGGUACUUCGCGGAGGCGCCAGGACGCAUGGCGGCGAUCUUCUCGGCGGCGGUGAUGGCGAGGGACAGGAAGGGCUCCGGCGUGACGCACGUGUUCCUGCACGAUGUGGAUCGGAAGGUGGAGAAGGCUUACGCCGAGGAGUUUCUCUGCCGGAAGCAGUUGGUCAAAGGCGUGGGCAGGCUCUGGCACUUCGAGAUUCCUCCCUGGGCUAAUCACUCUCGUCAUGACGCGCGUUUCUGUUAGGUUUCACUUUUUCUUAUUUUAUUUUAUUUUAUUUUAUUUUAACGGUGUAGUGAAUACUGAAGAAUAGUGAGAGGACCAUAUCUAUAUGUCAUUAUAGCUCUACCAUUUUAGUUUACUUUUUUGCAUCUUCUUAGUUUGAACACAGAAAAAACGGUAAUCAUUACAAGUGGACGGUGGCGAUGAAGAAGGCUCCGUCGCACUCUACCGACACUUUUUCACACACGAGAAACUUGUGGGUUCUGCUUCGUUCCUUUUUCGUUUGGCUUCUGUUAACACCUUAUUACUCUAAUUUGGAUUGGAUAUGGCGGUUAAUGUCGA
This is a messenger RNA of Vigna unguiculata (cowpea), 1321 nucleotides long. RefSeq names its product arabinogalactan O-methyltransferase 1. NCBI's taxonomy places the organism in Eukaryota, Viridiplantae, Streptophyta, Magnoliopsida, Fabales, Fabaceae. Gene Ontology annotation, biological process: xylan biosynthetic process. The record is from RefSeq and is a predicted model, not a curated record.